Magnolia sinica is the source of this 7391-nucleotide messenger RNA. RefSeq lists its product as uncharacterized. Gene Ontology annotation, molecular function: nucleic acid binding; protein kinase activity; ATP binding. The coding region runs from base 126 to 7109 and encodes 2327 amino acids. NCBI's taxonomy places the organism in Eukaryota, Viridiplantae, Streptophyta, Magnoliopsida, Magnoliales, Magnoliaceae. Gene Ontology annotation, biological process: protein phosphorylation; recognition of pollen. The transcript has 21 exons. The record is from RefSeq and is a predicted model, not a curated record.
UGGAUAAGGCGAGUAGAAUUUGGAUAGCCACUCUUGCGUGCAGCAAGCUUUUCAUCCCACAUUUCCCUCCAACAAAAGAAGAAGAACAACAAGAGAACAUCCAAAAAAGAAAAUCAAAGACAUCAAUGGAGUGUCCCUUCUCUAUUCCAUUGCUCAUCCUAUCAUCCUUCUAUCUUCUAACCUGCACCGGGGAAGAUAGGAUAACCCUAGGCCAAUCCAUCACAGCAAACCAAACCAUUACCUCUCAGCGUGGAAUUUUCUCACUAGGUUUCUUCAGUCCUCAAAAUUCCACAAACCGCUAUGUUGGGAUAUGGUAUCACAAUAUUCCUGUUCAAACUGUCGUAUGGGUUGCUAACAGAGAAAACCCAGUCACAGAUUCCUCAGGAGUUCUUACAAUUACCCAAGAUGGAAAUCUCGCCUUCUUGGGUACAACUGAAAACAUCCUUUGGUCAUCGAAUGUGUCGAUUCCAGCUCGAAGAAAUACUACUGCAACACUCUUGGAUGAUGGUAAUCUUGUUUUAAGAGAUGACAGUCAGUCGGUCUUGUGGCAGAGCUUCGACUAUCCUUCCAAUUCCUUUCUCCCAGGUAUGAAACUAUCAGCAAACCUAAAAACUGGUGAAACUAUAUGCGUUUUUUCGUGGAAAGAUGCCAAUAACCCAGCACCAGGAGAAUUUUCUGUAUGUACGGACCCUCACACACCGCGCCAGCUGAUCAUGCUGAGAAGAUCAGACAAAUACUGGAGAAGUAAUGUUGGGCAGCUUGGAGCGGUUGUAACGAUGCUUGGGAAAAAUACUGUACUCUCCCAAGCUACUGUAACUGACGACCAGGAGAUCUAUUUCACCAUGACAAUCACAGGUGGUAUGAUCAUGGCAAGGUACUUUUUGGCUCCUACUGGGCUAGUCCAGGCGCUGAUAUGGGAGGAAGAUUCCAGGAAGUGGAAACCGAUUUUUUCAUAUCCGACGAUUGGAUGUGAUUUUUAUGCCCCAUGUGGUCCAUUUGCUAGCUGUGAUCGUAGAAUGUCACCGACUAUCUGUAAGUGUUUGAAAGGAUUCAAGCCAAAAUUUCAGAAAGAUUGGGAUAUGGGGAAAUGGUCUGGAGGUUGUGUGAGGCGGGAGCCGUUGGAAUGUAAGAUGGGAGACGGCUUUAUGAAGCUGGAAAAUAUGAAACUGCCUGAUUUUUCGAUAUCCUUAGGAAACGUGAGUAUGAGAGAUUGUGAACUACAAUGCCACAACAACUGUUCUUGCACGGCUUAUGUUUACAGUAAUCUGACGGGCUCGGUUGUUUGGAGAUGCUUGAUUUGGACUGGGGAUUUGAUUGAUCUUGUGGAGGUUUCUGGAAUGACUUGGGAUAUCUACAUACGCCUUGCCGGCUCCGAAUUCGGUGGAAGCAAUCAGAUAAGCGACGUCUCUAGUAAGAGAAACCGUUUGCCUCGGAUUAUACUACCCAUAAUUGCUACUUCCAUGGUUGUUUUGGGAAUGUUUGGCUAUUUUUUAUGGAGGAGACUCAAGAAACAAGGGAAGAGAGAUGCAAAUACUGCAACACUUGAUCAAAGAGCUAAUUAUUUUGCAACCGAGUUUAGAAGUGAUGAUACACUUCUAAAUGGGGAGUAUAUUCCAGAUCAGUUACCACUAUUCACAUUCGGUAGCAUUGUAGACGCUACAGAAAACUUCUCUUUGGCGAAUAAGCUUGGGGAAGGUGGGUUUGGUCCUGUUUACAAGGGAAGGUUGCCAGGAGGUUUAGAAAUAGCAGUAAAAGCACUUUCCAAGAGUUCUGGGCAAGGCCUGGAGGAGUUCAGGAACGAAGUAGAACUUAUUGCAAACCUCCAACACAAGAAUCUCGUUAAACUGUUGGGUUGGUGCAUUCAUGCGGAAGAAAAGAUACUAAUCUAUGAAUACAUGCCCAACAAAAGCUUGGAUAAACUUCUGUUUGAUCCAACCCAAAAAUCACAACUAGAUUGGGGGAAACGCUUCUACAUUGUUGAAGGUAUUGCUCACGGGCUUCUUUAUCUUCACAAGUAUUCGAGGUUAAGAAUCAUUCAUCGAGAUCUAAAAGCCAGCAAUAUUCUACUGGAUGGUGAAAUGAACCCCAAAAUAUCAGACUUUGGUUUGGCUAGAAUUUUUGGAGGAAACCAGAUUGAAGCGAGUACUGAUAGAAUCAUGGGAACAUAUGGCUAUAUGCCCCCUGAGUAUGCAUUGGCGGGUCACUUCUCAGAGAAAUCCGACGUAUUUAGUUUCGGGGUGUUGCUGUUAGAAAUAGUUACUGGAAAGAGGAAUGCAGGUUUUUAUCCCACAGAUCGAUGGUCAAAUACUUUAGUAUAUGCAUGGAAACUAUGGAAAGAAGGUAAGACCAUGGAGCUGAUGGAUCCAUCGAUAAGCAGUUCACAUGUCACUCAUGAAGUCGAGAGAUGCAUCCAUGUGGGGCUUUUGUGUGUCCAUGACGACCCAGAUGAACGCCCAACAAUGUCUUCCGUUAUCUCUAUGUUGGGAAAUGGAACUGUGCUACCACCAACGCCCAAGAAGCCAGCCUUUUCAACAAGUAGGGGCUCCAUUGCUGUCGAUCCAUCUUCUAGUGAAUCCAGGAAUUAUUCUAUAAAUGAUUUGACGAUUAGCACGCUAGAGGCCAGGCCAUAUCAUCAUGAUGAAGAUGAACAGUCUUCUACCUUCUUUGUAAGGACCAAAGUACAUAGAUCCAAGGCUGGUAGUGACGAGAACAACAGUGUAUCUAGCAACGUUAAUCCAAAGUGCUCUGCCCAGGGUCAUUGCCGAAAUGAUCAGCACGACACGGGUGUUCUGCCCAGGGCUAUGACGGAUCAAAGUAUGAACCUUGAGGCCGCAUCGGAGACUCAAGUACCCGAUGUAGCUAGGCAAGGAGCAAUUAUUGACAAGAUCCUCCAGGCGAUGAAAGGAUUUGCCUCAUUUAUGGGAAUACAACCGCCUGGACCCCCUCAAGCUUAUCCGAGACCACCUCAACAAUCGCAACAACAUGUCAAGCCUCCCCAAUAUCAACAACUGAGGCCAGAAAGUCAGGUGCCCCGACCUCAAGCUCAAGGACGUGUUUACUCUCUGUCUUCAUUCCCAAAUGAUCCAGCCCAACUUCAGGAGUAUGAGGAUCCAAAUCGAAGCUAUGAUGAUCCAACACCACCUCAAGAUGAUAUUGCACAAAUGUAUGAGACUACUGCUUCUGCUUAUGAGGACCCAGCACAACCUGCAGAUAUCACUCCUCAACAUGGUGUUGAAGCUACUAAUGAUGUGGUGGAAGAUCGAUUUGUUAUUGUAUUCAUCGAUGAUAUUCUUAUAUACUCUAAGACUCAUGAGGAGCAUGAGGAACAUCUCAAGACUGCUCUACAAACAUUUAAGGAAAAUCAAUUGUAUGCCAAGUCAUCGAAAUGUGACUUCUGGAAGCAUGAAGUAAAAUUCUUGGGGCAUGUGGUGUCAGAGAAAGGGAUAUCUAUGGACGCAGCUAAAAUUGAAGCAAUAUUAGAAUGGCAGCAGCCCUCGAAUGUGUCAGAAGUGCGAAGUUCUCUCGGCCUUGCUGGUUACUAUCGAAGAUUUAUAGAAGGAUUUUCUAAUAUAUCAAGACCUCUAACUAAUCUAAUUAAGAAGAAUACGAACUUUAAGUGGGAUCAAGAUUGUGAGCAGGCAUUUACCGAACUGAAGAAGCGGUUGACAUCAGCCCCAGUUCUGGCAUUAUCGACGGAAGAAGAAAGAUUCGUCAUUUAUAUCGAUGCGUCAUAUCAGGGAUUAGGAUGUGUUCUUAUGCAAGGAGGGAAAGCUAUCUCAUUCGCUUCACGACAAUUAAAGACUCACGAACGAAAUUACCCGACGCAUGAUCUGGAGUUAGCAGCUGAAGCUUUGGGAACUACUCUCGAUUGCAGCACAACAUUUCACCCACAGACUGAUGGACAAAUAGAAAGGACGAACCAGAUUUUAGAAGAUAUGUUAUAUAGCUGCAUUCUCGACUUCAAGGAAAGGAAGCUCGCGCCACGUUUUAUCGGACCAUUUGACAUCCUACAAAGAGUAAGAGUGGUAGCAUACAAGCUGGCCCUACCGCCUCAGUUAUCCAAUAUCCACAAUGUAUUUCACAUCUCCAUGCUUCGAAAGUACAAGCCGGACGAUUCUCAUGUCAUUGAAUGGGAGCCGCUAGAGAUUCAAGAAAAUGUCACAUAUGAAGAGCAACCUGUGCUCAUUCUUGAUCGUAAGGAGAAAGUACUUCGGACGAAAAUUAUACCACUUAUGAAGGUACAGUGGAGUCAUCACAGCGAGGAAGAAGUAUCAUGGGAGCGAGAACAAGAAAUUCGAGAAAAGAACAUACAUCAAGGUGGGUACAUCCCCGAAUCCACUGAAGCACCCCUUAAUGCAAAUGUCAUAGGUGUGAAUUCUAGGCCGUUCAUCAUCUGUGUCCCAUCAUUAAUCUCUAACUGGAUCGUCUUGACAAUAGAGCCAGGCUACAUACUUUUAGUGUAUCAUGAGAUCAACGUCCUGGAUAAGGCGAGUAGAAUUUGGAUAGCCACUCUUGCGUGCAGCAAGCUUUUCAUCCCACAUUUCCCUCCAACAAAAGAAGAAGAACAACAAGAGAACAUCCAAAAAAGAAAAUCAAAGACAUCAAUGGAGUGUCCCUUCUCUAUUCCAUUGCUCAUCCUAUCAUCCUUCUAUCUUCUAACCUGCACCGGGGAAGAUAGGAUAACCCUAGGCCAAUCCAUCACAGCAAACCAAACCAUUACCUCUCAGCGUGGAAUUUUCUCACUAGGUUUCUUCAGUCCUCAAAAUUCCACAAACCGCUAUGUUGGGAUAUGGUAUCACAAUAUUCCUGUUCAAACUGUCGUAUGGGUUGCUAACAGAGAAAACCCAGUCACAGAUUCCUCAGGAGUUCUUACAAUUACCCAAGAUGGAAAUCUCGCUUUCUUGGGUACAACUGAAAACAUCCUUUGGUCAUCGAAUGUGUCGAUUCCAGCUCGAAGAAAUACUACUGCAAUACUCUUGGAUGAUGGUAAUCUUGUUUUAAGAGAUGACAGUCAGUCGGUCUUGUGGCAGAGCUUCGACUAUCCUUCCAAUUCCUUUCUCCCAGGUAUGAAACUAUCAGCAAACCUAAAAACUGGUGAAAGCACAUGCGUUUUUUCGUGGAAAGAUGCCAAUAACCCAACACCAGGAGAAUUUUCUGUAUGUAUGGACCCUCACACACCGCGCCAGCUGAUCAUGCUGAGAAGAUCGGACAAGUACUGGAGAAGUGAUGUUGGGCAGCUGGGAGCGGUUGUAACGAUGUUUGGGAAAAAUAUUGUAUUCUACCAAGCUACUGUAACUGACGACCAGGAGAUCUAUUUCACCAUUACAAUCACAGGCAGUAAGAUCAUGGCAAGGUACUUUUUGGCUCCUACUGGGCUAGUCCAGGCGCUGAUAUGGGAGGAAGAUUCCAGGAAGUGGAAACCGAUUAUUUCAUUUCCGACGAUUGGAUGUGAUUUUUAUGCCCCAUGUGGUCCAUUUGCUAGCUGUGAUCGUAGAAUGUCACUGACUAUCUGUAAGUGUUUGAAAGGAUUCAAGCCAAAAUUUCAGAAAGAUUGGGAUAUGGGGAAAUGGUCUGGAGGUUGUGUGAGGCAGGAGCCGUUGGAAUGUAAGAUGGGAGACGGAUUUAUGAAGCUGGAAAAUAUGAAACUGCCUGAUUUUUCGAUAUCCUUAGGAAACGUGAGUAUGAGAGAUUGUGAACUACAAUGCCACAACAACUGUUCUUGCACGGCUUAUGUUUACAGUAAUCCGACUGGCUCGGUUGUUUGGAGAUGCUUGAUUUGGAAUGGGGAUUUGAUUGAUCUUGUGGAGGGUUCUGGAAUGACUCCGGAUAUCUACAUACGCCUUGCCGGCUCCGAAUUCGGUGGAAGCAAUCAGAUAAGCGACGUCUCUAGUAAGAGAAACCGUUUGCUUCGGAUUAUACUACCCAUAAUUGCUACUUCCAUGGUUGUUUUGGGAAUGUUUGGCUAUUUUUUAUGGAGGAGACUCAAGAAACAAGGGAAGAGAGAUGCAAAUACUGCAACACUUGAUCAAAGAGCUAAUUAUUUUGCAACCGAGUUUAGAAGUGAUGAUACACUUCUAAAUGGGGAGUAUAUUCCAGAUCAGUUACCACUAUUCACAUUCGGUAGCAUUGUAGACGCUACAGAAAACUUCUCUUUGGCGAAUAAGCUUGGGGAAGGUGGGUUUGGUCCUGUUUACAAGGGAAGGUUGCCAGGAGGUUUAGAAAUAGCAGUAAAAGCACUUUCCAAGAGUUCUGGGCAAGGCCUGGAGGAGUUCAAGAACGAAGUAGAACUUAUUGCAAACCUCCAGCACAAGAAUCUCGUUAAACUGUUGGGUUGGUGCAUUCAUGCGGAAGAAAAGAUGCUAAUCUAUGAAUACAUGCCCAACAAAAGCUUGGAUAAACUUCUGUUUGAUCCAACCCAAAAAUCACAACUAGAUUGGGGGAAACGCUUCUGCAUUGUUGAAGGUAUUGCUCAAGGGCUUCUUUAUCUUCACAAGUAUUCGAGGUUAAGAAUCAUUCAUCGAGAUCUAAAAGCCAGCAAUAUUCUACUGGAUGGUGAAAUGAACCCCAAAAUAUCAGACUUUCGUUUGGCUAGAAUUUUUGGAGGAAACCAGAUUGAAGCGAGUACUGAUAGAAUCAUGGGAACAUAUGGCUAUAUGCCCCCCGAGUAUGCAUUGGCGGGUCACUUCUCAGAGAAAUCCGACGUAUUUAGUUUCGGGGUGUUGCUGUUAGAAAUAGUUACUGGAAAGAGGAAUGCAGGUUUUUAUCCCACAGAUCGAUGGUCAAAUACUUUAGUAUAUGCAUGGAAACUAUGGAAAGAAGGUAAGACCAUGGAGCUGAUGGAUCCAUCGAUAAGCAGUUCGCAUGUCACUCAUGAAGUCGAGAGAUGCAUCCAUGUGGGGCUUUUGUGUGUCCAAGAUGACCCAGGUGAACGCCCAACAAUGUAUUCCGUUAUCUCUAUGUUGGGAAAUGGAACUGUGCUACCACCAACGCCCAAGAAACCAGCCUUUUCAACAAGUAGGAGCUCCAUUGCUGUCGAUCCAUCUUCUAGUGAAUCCAGGAAUUAUUCUAUAAAUGAUUUGACGAUUAGCAUGGUAGAGGCCAGGCCAUAGUUAUCACUUUGGCAUGCUGAGAGGUAACAUAAUUUUAAAUUUUCGAAUCAUGCCAUGUAUUUUAAUCAAGCUUGUUUCUUGAAGGAAUGCAAUUAUGAACCUAUGUCAAACCAAGACCUGAAAUGUAUUCUCUUCCCAGAUCAAUAAAAGCCUUUCCAUAGGGCAUAUUUGGGUGUAUAUCCUUGCAAUAGAGUUAAUAAUCAAAGUACAAUAAAAUCUUAUCAAUCAAUAAAAAUUUAUGUUGAAGGAAUGCCUCUAGAGGACAGAAGAAUAGCAGACAAA